Messenger RNA from Anastrepha obliqua, 1638 nucleotides. It is a transcript of the gene unpg, whose product is annotated as homeobox protein unplugged. Bases 1 to 1626 code for a protein of 541 amino acids. The record is from RefSeq and is a predicted model, not a curated record. The transcript is spliced from 3 exons. Gene Ontology annotation, cellular component: nucleus. Gene Ontology annotation, molecular function: DNA-binding transcription factor activity, RNA polymerase II-specific; RNA polymerase II transcription regulatory region sequence-specific DNA binding. Gene Ontology annotation, biological process: regulation of transcription by RNA polymerase II; regulation of nervous system development. NCBI's taxonomy places the organism in Eukaryota, Metazoa, Arthropoda, Insecta, Diptera, Tephritidae.
AUGGAGGGUGCCCGACCUCUGGAAACGGAUACAGCUAAUAAGCUAACGAAAUUCUCCACUCCCUUUUCCAUCGAAAGUCUGAUCGCCACUCAUCAUCACCAGCAGCAGCAGCAGCAGCAACAACAACAACAACAACAGCAACAACACGAUCACGAAAGAAGCUCGCAAAUGUUGGCAAGUGUCAACAGCCGCGACCAAGACGAGCUGAGUGCACGCGCUUUGGUCGCCACAUCUGCCUUAGGACUCACAAACUUCCCCUUCUACAAUCCCUGGCUCCACGGCUACUUCGCACAGAAUCACGAUCGGCUAACGCAGUUGAUAUCUAGCGGCUGUUACCUUACGAAUUUCGCCAAAGCUGAGCAGAAUGUAGGUGCGACACCACUGCCACCACCUUUGCUCGCCGCCCAACUAGCGACGAAAAGUGCACCUUCGCUGCCACCUCAUCCGCAUGCAAUGCCAAUAAGUGCUACUAGCUCCAGUAAUGCCGAUCAUACGCGGGCGUUACCGUCGGUGCCAACACAUCCGCUAGACCCUCAAAUGCCAGCGCGUUUUCUCUUCAAUCCAUCGGAUGCGAAUUAUCGCGAUAAGCUUUUGCUAACCAGUUUCGGUGGUCUUCGAGAGGUUAAUGCCGCUGCAAGCGCGUCACAACCGACCGUUGCCAGCGAUUUAAGUGCCGAUCAACAACAUUCAUAUGCGGAAUGCAUGGGCGAUGAUUAUGUCCACAACUUAACGGUGCAUACGCGUCUGCAAAGCCCAAACAAAAGUAGCUCGCUGCCAAGUGAAGCCAAUGCUAGUGAUUUGACGUUGGGCCCUUCUUCCGCCUCCAGUUGUGGGAAUACGAAUAGUCGCGACUCGGUGAAAUCGCAUACGUCCGAAGCGUUGCUGGAUGUUGGCAUGGAUGAGGAUUUCGAUUGCAGUGGAGAUUCCUGUAGUGACAUAAGCCUUACGAUGUCGCCGAAGAACUACAGCACUGAUAUGGAUAAGAGCAGAGGCUACACACACUCUGAUAGUGAAGACUGUUCCGAUGAUGAAGCGACGGGUGGUCAUAGCGAUUUGAAUAAGGAUUCCGGUAGUAAUUGUGGCGGUGGAAAUUCCAAAUCGCGUCGAAGGCGAACCGCUUUCACCUCCGAGCAACUGCUGGAACUGGAAAGAGAAUUCCAUGCGAAGAAAUAUUUAAGCCUGACCGAGAGAAGUCAAAUAGCGACAAGCCUUAAACUCAGUGAAGUACAGGUGAAAAUCUGGUUUCAAAAUCGUCGUGCCAAAUGGAAGCGCGUGAAAGCUGGCCUCACAUCGCAUGGCCUCGGCCGUGGUACUGGCGGCGGCACCAAAAUUGUCGUACCCAUACCAGUGCAUGUGAAUCGUUUUGCGGUGCGAUCGCAACACCAACAAUUGGAGAAAAUGUGCCUGAGUGGUCCAAAACCUGAUCUGCGCAAGAAAAUGCCCACCGAACUAAGUGGCUUCGAGAAAUUCAAUGGCGCCAAUGGCGUGGUGGCGAGCUUGAGCAAUGGCAGCGCCGCUGGUAUUCUGAGCGCUACGGCGACGCCGGCAGCAUUAAUGGCGGCAGCGAAUAUGGCGGCGGCGAAUACAGUGACGGGUACUUUGGCUUUAGCGCGUAGUAUUUAUUGAAGUGGUUUCAGU